AUUUAGGAAUCCGUCGAAAAAUAAAUCACCGGUAUCGGAUAUGUAGUGGGACUCGGUUAUGAAUUUUAUUUGUAAGAUUAUCUCUUACUAAUUAGUAUUAUUAAAAAUUUCAUGUUUUGUGCGUGAAAUCUCACUACUUUCUACUCCACAUGUAAUGUAACACAACACAACUAUUUAUCAAUUCCAGAAUCAUCGACAAACCCUCAAAAUUUCCGAUCCCAAUUCCAAAUAUUCGAUCAUCAAACCAUGCGGGAAGCUCCGGUCCACCCCCCGAAGCAAGUAGCAGCCGCGCCGGAGGAAGAUGGAAGCGGGGAGCCCCUCCUCCGCCCCGCCGCCGCCGCCGGCGUCGGCGCGCUCCGGAAGAAGGCGACGGGAGUGAGGUCGUGGCUGCUUCUCGACUCCACGGGCCAGGCCCAGGUGGUGGAGGUCGGGAAACACGCCAUCAUGCGGCGGACUGGGCUGCCGGCCCGCGAUCUCAGGAUUCUCGACCCGCUCCUGUCCUAUCCCUCCACCGUCCUCGGCCGUGAGCGGGCCAUUGUCAUCAAUCUGGAGCAUAUUAAGGCAAUCAUUACGGCCCAAGAGGUUUUCCUGCUCAAUUCCAAGGACCCUUCUGUGAUUCCCUUUGUUGAUGAGCUUCAGAGGAGGAUUCUUCGCCAUCAUCAGGCCGUCAAAGCUCAGGAAGCUGGGGAUGGCGAGAAUGCAAACUGGACAAACUUGUAUGAUAUGGAAGGGCCUCAGUCAAUGCCCGUAAGUCCUCCGGAUAGCUCCAAAAACUUUCCUAAUAAAGAAGAGGGAGAAAAUGCAGAUGGGAAAGAACAAUCCGUGGAGAAUCGAGAUGGUCCGAAGCUGCUCCCUUUCGAAUUUGUUGCAUUAGAGGCAUGCCUUGAGGCUGCUUGCAGUUGCUUGGACAGUGAGGCAAGGACACUGGAGCAAGAAGCUCAUCCAGCAUUAGAUAAACUAACUUCAAAAAUUAGUACUCUCAAUUUGGAACGCGUCAGACAAAUUAAAAGUCGCCUGGUUGCUAUAACUGGUCGUGUUCAAAAGGUGAGGGAUGAGCUAGAGCAUUUGCUGGACGAUGAUGAUGAUAUGGCGGAGAUGUAUUUAACAGAGAAGCUAGAAGAACAGCUUGAGUCUUCUUCUGUUUCUAUGGUGGACGAGCAAGAUGAUUUGGAUGAGGCUGACUUGGAUGACAGGACACCCGCUGAAAUAUUGGAGGGCACUGAGAGUGCUUAUGCUGAUCGUCGGAACAUUAACAGUGAGGAGGCAUUGUUUGGUGGCCCUAACGCCCCAAGCAGACGCAGUCAUGGAACCCAUACUAGUACGCAUAGUGCCAUAAGCAAGCACCUUGAUGUGGAAGAGCUAGAAAUGCUCUUGGAAGCAUAUUUCGUUCAGAUAGAUGGUACACUUAACAAGUUAUCCACUCUGAGGGAGUACGUCGAUGAUACAGAAGAUUACAUCAAUAUUAUGCUUGAUGACAAGCAAAACCAUCUUCUUCAAAUGGGGGUUAUGUUAACAACAGCAACCCUUGUGGUGAGUGCCUUUGUGGUGGUUGCUGGAAUUUUCGGUAUGAACAUCAGAAUCGAGCUUUUCGAUGACCAAGUACAUGGGAUGAUGAGAUUUCUGUGGACUGUCGGAGGUGGCUCAGCCGGCACUCUCUUCCUGUACGUGAUUGCCAUCGCGUGGUGCAAACACAGACGGCUGCUGGAGUGACUCGCUCGAGGUUGGUUAGCCUAAUUUGUAUGAUAUCUUUUGCUUCACCUGCUCAAACGCAGAGAUAUAUAUUGCAAUGUUUUGAUAUUGUGUUUCUGUGUAUUUUCUGAGGCUGACUAAGGUUUUAUAUUGAUGGAUAACUGUGUUGCGAAUUAAUUUAGUUGUGAGCAUAUUUCUAUCACAAGUGACUUUCUCAAAACAUGUUCUUGAGAUGAAUUAAUAGGAGUAAUAAUAUAUAUAUUUAAAUAGAUAA
Salvia miltiorrhiza (redroot sage) is the source of this 1963-nucleotide messenger RNA. Its product is annotated as magnesium transporter MRS2-3-like. Gene Ontology annotation, biological process: magnesium ion transport; transmembrane transport. The transcript has 6 exons. The record is from RefSeq and is a predicted model, not a curated record. Gene Ontology annotation, molecular function: magnesium ion transmembrane transporter activity. Lineage: Eukaryota; Viridiplantae; Streptophyta; Magnoliopsida; Lamiales; Lamiaceae. Bases 247 to 1710 code for a protein of 487 amino acids. Gene Ontology annotation, cellular component: membrane.